Messenger RNA from Eimeria acervulina, 3048 nucleotides. RefSeq lists its product as hypothetical. Lineage: Eukaryota; Apicomplexa; Conoidasida; Eucoccidiorida; Eimeriidae. Gene Ontology annotation, cellular component: endoplasmic reticulum. The record is from RefSeq and is a predicted model, not a curated record. The coding region runs from base 1 to 3048 and encodes 1015 amino acids. Gene Ontology annotation, biological process: endoplasmic reticulum membrane fusion. The transcript is spliced from 20 exons. Gene Ontology annotation, molecular function: GTP binding; GTPase activity.
AUGGCUCUACUGAAAAGAAACGCCUCACUCUCCCCUCCAGCAGCAGCAGGUCCUAUUUCAUGCGGCCAGGGCAGUGGAGUCGAGGGUAGGCUGAAGCAGCUGCAGCAACUGCAGCAAGUGCUGCAGCAGGAACUGCAGCACCAGCUGCAGCAAGAGCAGCAGCAACAGGGCCUCCCUGGGCCCCUCAUGAAAAGACAGCAAACUGCAGCAGAGGAAACAAAGAGACACAGCAGAAGCUGCAGCAAACUGCAGCAGCAACAACAGCAACCGCCGCUGCUGCAGCAACAGCAGCCGCAGCACCAGCAGGACGCGAAGGAGCAACAGCAGCAGCAACAGCAGCAGCAGCAGCAGCAACAGCAGCAGCAGCAAGAACAGGAAAAGAUGACGAGUCUUUCUGGAGGCGACCUCAUUCAGGUCAUCGACUAUGAUGGGGAGAUGACGGCUGACCUUGAGAAGUGGAUGCAGCAGCAAGGGCUCUCCGAGUUGGGUUUUGGAUUUAACGUCAUCACCAUCUUGGGCUCGCAAAGCAGCGGAAAGAGCACUUUGAUGAAUGCAUUGUUUGGCUGCACAUUUCAAGUGAUGGACGCACAGCGCGGCUAUUCGCAAACAACGAAGGGCUUGUGGGCGGGUCGCGACCACCUCCCCAGCAGCAGCAGCAGCAGCAGCGGAAGCAGCAGCAGCAGCAGCAGCAGCAGUAUGGGUGUGAGCGGGGGCUUACCGCUGGAGCGCCCAGUGUUAAUACUUGAUGUGGAGGGCUUAGACUCCAGGGAGCGAGGAGAGCGAAGACAGACGUAUGAAAAUUUCUUUGCUUUGUUUGCUCUCGCUCUUGCAGAUUGUCUGCUUGUUAAUAUUAGUUGUUCAGCUUUAGGCUGCCACACGGGUUCAGGCUUCGCGCUGCUGAAGACAGUUAUGGAGGCUCAUUUGGAGCUCUUCUUGCUGCAGGAGAACGCCCCUAAAACGAUUUUGCUGUUUGCAGUUCGCGACUGGGCGCCAAGCAUCGUCCCUGAAGACGUAAUGAAGGAGAAAAUAAUUAAAGACUACGUCAACAAGAUCUGGAAUGAAAUCGAUAAGCCUGAGGCAGCAGCAAAUGCUACUGCUGCAGAUUUCUUUACUGUUGAGGUGAUGGGCUUAGCCCACAAACUCCUCGCCCCACAGGAAUUCGAGAAAGACGUCAUCCGCCUUAGAAACAGAUGGGCGAGCGAAUUUAGCCCCAAGUCAUAUACCCGCCGCAUUCCAGCUGAUGGAUUCGGAGCAUACGCAAAAAAUAUAUGGGAGACAAUAAAGCAACAGUCUCACUUGGACAUCCCUAAUCAGAAAGAGAUGCUUGCAAUAUAUCGCUGCCAGGACCUGAAGCAGCAGGCGCUGCAUGCAGCAGCAACCCGUGCUGCGCUGCUGCAAAAGCAGUACAUAAAACCAACAGCAGCAGAUGCAGCAGCAAUUAAGGGCGAAAUGAUUUCAAUUGCAAAGGAUGCCCUCGCACAGUACUUGUCGCAGGCCACGCGCUACCAGGAGAAGAUUUGCAGCAGCGUGAAGGAUGAACUCAUCGAAGGGCUCGUUAGCUUAUUUAAGCCGAUUGUGGAGGCGCAGCUGUCGGAGGCCCGCGAACGAAUUGCAAACAAACACAAAGACGAACUCAGGGAGGCAUAUAGCCAUUCUUCAAGGGACGCGACUGUACGUCUGACGGGAACUUUGAACAAAGAAAGCAGUAGCAGCAGCAGCAGCAAACCUUGCAGCAGCAGCAGCAGCAGUAGCAACAGCAGCAGCAGCAGCAGUAGCAACAGCAGCAAAAGACAACCGUCUCAUAGUGCACACGGAGCAUUAGCCGGAGCAGCAAUUCGUGCAUUGUUGCUGUUGCUGCUGCUGCUGCUACAGGGAAAGGGAGAGCCGAUGCUAGAGGCCUGGGCUGUUUUCCGCAAGAGGAGAGGAGAUGCAGCAGGAGACAAAUACAAUACGCGAGAAGCAGCAGACUGCCUUGGAACAAGCCAUUUCGAUUUUUCGCCGGAGAGUUUCUGGGAGCUGUGUAGGGGGCGUGCUGCAGCAUCAGCAACUCUCUGUGCUGCUUAUUUUGCUGCUGCUGCUAAAGGCCUCAGCAGCGACCCUGAGGAGGGCGACCCCGCAACAGCAGCAGCAGCAGCAACAGCAGCAGCUGCAGAGUUUGCUGUUCGCUGCCGAACUAUCGCCUUGUGGCAGCUGCGGAAGAACCUCGAGAAACUCACAGGGUGUCUGCAUAUUUAUAUCAUUGAGAGGUUUAAUUCCUUCUUCUCCUUUGAUGAAGAAGAACAGCCGCGCCGUUGGGAAUUGCUGUCAGCAGAAACCCUCGACUCUCUCUUCUCAAAGGCAAAGACUCAGGCUUUAUUGCUGAUACCGACGCUGCGGGAGGUGCAGCUGAGUCGGCUGAGUUUGCUGUCUUCAACUCUGGAGGACAAGGACCUGAAAGAAGGCCAGGAGGCAGAAGCAGGAGCAGCAGCGGCAGGAGCAGCAGCAGCAGGAGAGGAGGGUUUGAAGCACUCAAUGCCUGCUUCUUUCUACAGGCCUUUGAUAGACGCAAUAUCCGCUCAAAGUAUUCAAAGAAAAGCUGUAGCGACGAUGCAGCAGCAGUGUCGGGAGGCGCAGCUGCUGCAGCAGCGCUGCAGCAGCAGAGCUUCAUGGAGGGCAGUUCCGCUGUGGGGUUGGGUGUUGCUGCUAUGCCUUGGAUGGGAUGAGCUGGGUUUUGUUUUGUCGUUCAUAAGCAGCAGCUGGGUGCUGCUGCUGCCUCUGCUGCUGCUGCUGCUGUUGCUUGCUGGUGCUGUAUUCCUUACGGGGAAGCUUGAUCUCGUUACAAACAGUGCCAAACAUGCAGCGCAGCUGGUGCGGCUGCUGCUGCAGCCUUUUCUCUAUGGAUUGCUGAGGAGAGCAACAGAUAUGAUGGAGCCUAGUGGAUUGGCGGGGCGAGGCAUUUCGAUUCCCCCGGCUCCAGCUGAGCCCAGGGCCCCUACAAAACCUCAAAAGCAGCGAGACGAAAUCGCCGAGCUGAAGGAGAAGAUCGCUGAACACACACACUCCAAGUGA